AUGUUCGUUAUUGUUAAAUGGGAAUCAGAGGAAGUUCCAAUAUUUUCAUUUGGUGUUCAUCGAGUAUGGUUAUGUAUGCCAGUAGCUUUUGGAGCAUUUAUUACUCAUAAUACCGUCUUUCGAUAUGUAUCACCAAAAAUAAAGUUUAUCUUUUUCUGGCUGUUAGCUGCUGAAGAUAUGCUGUCUUGUCUACAUCCACAGAUGCUUCGUUAUAAUAGUGAUUCAAUAAAAAAACUUUCAGAAAAAAACCUAUCUGAUUUACAUAAUAUUUAUUAUACUUGGGACAUUGAUGAUGAUAAAUUCGAUGAAAAAGAUAUUCUAAUAUGUCUUGGUAUUGGUGAUUUUUAUGUGUUCAAUUUGAUGCUUUUAAAUAUAUUAUCUCCGUUAUCAUCAAUGACAAUAAAUAUGUGCAUAACGAUUGGUUAUAUCAUCGCUGUACAAAUUGGACAAGAAGGAACGGCUAGAAUAGGAUAUUUUUGCAAUCAAUCGAAACAACCUGCUCUUCCUUUACCUAUAGUUUCUGUUUUAAUCUAUAGUUUUUUGUUAAGUAUUUUCAUAGAAUAA
Rotaria sordida is the source of this 564-nucleotide messenger RNA. Lineage: Eukaryota; Metazoa; Rotifera; Eurotatoria; Philodinida; Philodinidae. The record is from the annotation of a GenBank genome assembly.